Messenger RNA from Anopheles nili, 465 nucleotides. RefSeq lists its product as uncharacterized. The transcript is spliced from 4 exons. The record is from RefSeq and is a predicted model, not a curated record. Lineage: Eukaryota; Metazoa; Arthropoda; Insecta; Diptera; Culicidae. The coding region runs from base 1 to 465 and encodes 154 amino acids.
AUGAAGCCAGAUGCAAACAAGCUGGAUAUGUCCCAGUGGGAACGGUUGGAUCAGGUGGUGAAGGAAACGCGCAACUUCCUCGCAGAGUACGACGACAUCGUGCUGCACAAAGAACUGUACCGCACAUUAUUCCUAUAUCACCUGACUACUCUACGUGAUGAGGUGAUUCUGUUGUUGAAAAAGUUUACCACCCUGCCGAAGGGCGUCCAAGAGGAAAAGGAGAUCGAGUGCUGUGGUGAAAUGUACAACGACAAGGAUGCAUUUAAGCAGCACUAUGAGACUGUCCACAACAAAAAAGUUCACCAAUCGGCUUCUUUGUGCGAGCUAAAAAUGUCUCUUGCUAAAAUUACAUUCUUCGAACGGCAUAUGAAGGACUAUUUGUUGGACGGACAAGAAUCUAGCUGUGAGCUUUUGCUAAACUUGCGAAGGAUAUUGAGGCGGUUGGAUCAUACGCUGGAAUUUUAA